GGUUUUCUUCCGGGGUUAAAGGUACUGACUGUAAUGCCGGUGUGGUGUGGCUGCUGUUGACUACUGUAACUUUUCAUUGAUUUGUGUGUGCCCAGUGGCACUAUGGCUGAUUGUAGCGUGUUGCCCGAAUCGCUCUUGCGGCGACUUGAGAAAGCAGAUGAUGGUCUGAACAGCUUGGAAGUUGCUGGAGCUUUGGGAGUGGAUCACCAGCUAGUAGUGGGAGCCGUGAAGAGCCUUCAGUCACUCGGAGAGGUUAUCCAAGCAGAGCAGCGAUCCUCCAAACAUUGGGAGCUUACGGAGGAAGGGAAGGAAGUUGUUGAUAACGGCAGCCAUGAAGCACGUGUUUUUACUGCUGUCCCCUUAGAAGGACUCCUUCAGAGUGAGUUAAUGAAACUUCCAAGUGGGAAAGUAGGAUUCAGUAAGGCGAUGUCAAACAAAUGGAUCCGACUGGAUAAGAAUGCAGAAGGAGGACCACGCAUUUACAGAGCGGUGGACAGCAUUACAGACUCUGUUAGAGAGAAACUGCAUCUGCUGAGGGAUGGAAAAGAGGAUGCUAUGGAUGAUAAAGAGAAGAACGAACUCAAGAAGAGGAAGCUGCUGGCAGAAGUGAACAUUAAGACAUACUGGAUCACUAGGGGCAGUGCUUUCACAACAUCGGUAACCAAACAGGAAACUGAUCUGACUCCCGAGAUGAUUGCAAGUGGAUCUUGGCGUGACAAGAAUUUCAAGGCUUACAAUUUUGAUGCCCUUGGAGUCAUCCCUGAGUGUGGACAUCUGCACCCAUUAAUGAAGGUCCGGACACAGUUCAGACAGAUCUUCCUUGAAAUGGGGUUUACAGAAAUGCCAACAAAUAAUUUUAUUGAAAGUUCUUUCUGGAACUUUGAUUCCCUGUUCCAGCCACAGCAGCAUCCAGCCAGGGACCAACAUGACACGUUCUUCCUAGAAGAUCCAGCUGAAGCUACAAAUUUCCCUAUGGAUUACUUGGCGAGAGUCAAAAAGGUGCAUUCUGAGGGAGGCUAUGGUUCACAAGGGUACAAAUAUGACUGGAAAAUUAAAGAGGCCAAGAAAAACAUACUUCGGACCCAUACAACUGCUGUUAGUUCACGCAUGCUGUAUCAGCUUGCCCAGCAGGGGAACUUUACGCCAGUGAAAUACUUUUCUAUUGAUCGUGUGUUCCGGAAUGAGACCCUUGAUGCCACUCACCUAGCAGAGUUUCACCAAAUCGAAGGAGUGGUGGCAGAUUAUGGACUGACCCUUGGCGAUCUCAUGGGUGUGCUGCAUCAGUUCUUCACAAAAUUAGGAAUAACAAAGUUGCGUUUCAAGCCAGCCUAUAAUCCCUACACAGAGCCCAGCAUGGAGGUGUUCAGCUACCAUGAAGGAUUAAAGAAGUGGGUGGAGGUUGGGAAUUCUGGUAUUUUCCGUCCAGAGAUGCUACUGCCUAUGGGUCUACCAGAGGGGGUGUCUGUAAUUGCCUGGGGCCUUUCCUUAGAACGACCGACCAUGAUUAAAUAUGGCAUCAACAACAUCCGUGAACUGGUGGGACAUAAAGUGAAUUUACAGAUGGUCUAUGACAGCCCUAUCUGUCGGUUAGAUUCCUGAAUACAGCCUUGCUACAGCUAUGGAACACAAGUUCAGAUGGAGAACGUUUUUAGGCAAACAAUAUUUAUUAAUAAGCAUAUAUUUUCAGUUUAUGAAAAUGUUUGCUAUUCUGCUUAAAACCAAUCUCGCCUCUUGUACAUACUCAGAAUAGUGUUACAGUUUUACAUACACAGAUUUCUUUAUUCAUGUGAUCCAUGUUACAGUCCUCUGGAUGGAGUUACAGAUGACAGAAAAAUUAAAUGGAUUCUGAUAUAACUGUAAAAUCCUGUGCAUGUCUUCUGAAUUCAACUGCCCCACUGUAGUAAAACAAGGAACUUUAAAGAA
Protopterus annectens (West African lungfish) is the source of this 1923-nucleotide messenger RNA. RefSeq names its product phenylalanyl-tRNA synthetase subunit alpha (gene FARSA). Gene Ontology annotation, molecular function: tRNA binding; ATP binding; phenylalanine-tRNA ligase activity. The coding region runs from base 103 to 1599 and encodes 498 amino acids. Lineage: Eukaryota; Metazoa; Chordata; Ceratodontiformes; Protopteridae. The record is from RefSeq and is a predicted model, not a curated record. Gene Ontology annotation, biological process: phenylalanyl-tRNA aminoacylation. Gene Ontology annotation, cellular component: cytoplasm; phenylalanine-tRNA ligase complex; cytosol. The transcript has 13 exons.